Messenger RNA from Pomacea canaliculata, 1483 nucleotides. RefSeq lists its product as uncharacterized. The transcript is spliced from 7 exons. NCBI's taxonomy places the organism in Eukaryota, Metazoa, Mollusca, Gastropoda, Architaenioglossa, Ampullariidae. Bases 341 to 1075 code for a protein of 244 amino acids. The record is from RefSeq and is a predicted model, not a curated record.
UUGUUUCCCCUUUGUGUGCUCUCCACAGCCCUCUGUUGGACACGUUCCACGCAUGCGUGAUGCAGCUGGGCGCGUGCCAGCAGGACAACUCCGUGCAGCACGUGCUGUCUGCCUACCGCGUGUCGGCUGUGUAUUGUCAAACAGGAGUCUGCACUGAGGCGCUGACGUGCAUGGGCGAUCUCUUUGAGAAUCUCCACAUCCUUGAGACAACAACUGUCUCGUCUGUAGGACCAGCUGCUGCACUCAGCCCUCGACAACUUUGCAUCAUUUCAUCGUCAGUGUUGGACUGUCUUGACCGACCUGCUUGUCACCUGAACCACACCUUUCGUUCAGCAGAUAAAUGCUUCCUUCGCAGACUUGUGCAACGGUACCUUACUUGCUUUUUUUUUCCUUAACCCAAUUCCUGUUGCACGUGCAUUCACUCACAAGGACUGUCGCUUUCGUACCCAAAAACUUUUACUUUUUGAUGAAAAAUAGCAGAUUUCUGAAAACUGUAUCUUUCAACACAAUGUUGACCCCCAUUACUAACCAAUCUUUUUUUCCAGAGAUACAAGCUGCUGACUCACCUGCCGAGAAGUGCCAGCAUUUUGUCAACUGUACGCAAACAUUCGAACUGUUCCCAGAGAGGUUCGGCUCCACAGACCCCGAGGGUCCGUCUGACAGGGCGCUGCUCGUGACGCAGAUGAUGGCGAACCUCACAACGAUUGAAUUCUGGUGCUCGUACCUCCUUCAUUCAUUCACCUGUUUAUCAGACAAUGCUCAGGUGUGCGGGGCACCCGGCCUUCAAGCAGCUCUGUCCCCCGAUCACGUGUCCUCCGUGCGAACUCUCUGCACCGGUCGCUCACCUGUCCAGGAGGAUUUCAUUCAAACCACGGGGAACCUCAGUACAACCGAUCCCGUCACCACCAACGUCCUGUCGUCUAACCUCAGCAGCAUCACCAGUCCCUUGCCUGUACCUCCAGCAAGCAACGCCAACAUCGGCUCGCACGGGAUUUGUACCACAGCCGGUCGCAUCCUGACUUGGAGUGCAGCAGUUCUGGCUCUUGCUUUCAUCGUGGUUCUGAGGAGCGAAUGAAAGCCUGAAUAAGUAUAAAACUCCGAGACAGCUUUUAGCGAGUAGACAAACACUCCAGCAACAUUUCUGUAAAUUGCAAAUUAUAGAUGCUGAUGAAAAUUUAUAUUCAUUAAGAAGUGGCACGAUCAUUUUACUGAGUAAUUUUCUUUAUUACAAUUAUUCCUGUGCAAUUGUAUUCUACUGUUCUAGAAAAUGCCUUGCUCCGUUCAUUGAUUGUCUCCCUUGAAUUGUUUGUGCUCUCCUUACUCCCCACCGCACCCCCGCCUUGUCAUUAAUAAAACAUGCUUGGUAGGCUACUCUUGAUGGAAUUUGUUUCAUCCAAAGCGUCCUUUAAAUAAAUGUAGAAUCUUUUCUACUGUCUCCCUUUUUAAUCGUGUUUUUGUUCUGUUUGGUUUAUGCAGUCCAUUA